AUGGCGAGUGCUGAAGUGCGAGAUUCUCAGGAUAAACUUACCGGAAAAACUUUCAGUUUGAACUUAGAAGAAGUCAACAAUAAUCCUGAUGAAUUAAUUGAUAUGCGAGGCCAAGGAAGAUAUUUUGGUAAUGCUGACGAGACCAUCGAUAUGGUGUGCCGUAACUGCCAUAAAACUGGGCAUAAAGCUGCGCAUUGUAAAACGGUGAUUUGUCUUGCCUGUGGCGCAAUUGAUGAUCAUUAUUCUGAUCAGUGUCCGAGAUCCAUCACCUGUACGAAUUGUGGAGAGAAAGGUCAUUAUAAGAAUGCUUGUACUAAGAGAUCUCAAAGAAUUUUUUGCACUUUGUGCGAAUCCAACAAGCAUAAUAGGGAUAGAUGCCCAAGUAUAUGGAGAAGUUAUAUUACAUUUGGUGAUAAGAACGGGAAGCUUUUGUAUCCUUUCAGAUCGGUGUUUUGUUAUAAUUGUGCCGCAAAGGGUCAUUUCGGGGACGAUUGUCCUGGGCCAAGGUCCUCUAGAAUUCCAAACUUUGAUGGCAGUUCAUUUUCCGGGGAUAAUUUGCCAAGAGAUUUAAGAGAUCAAUAUUUCCAUUUGCUUAGGAAAAGAAGCUACGAAGACGAUGAGAGUGAGGGAAGUAAAAGUAGUAGCAGUAGUAGCUGGGGAGGAAACUUCUUCCAUUACGACUACGAUAAGGAUAAUCAGCAACAAGGACUAAGUAAAAAUCAUCCAAAAUUCGAAAAAACCAAAAAAGGUAAAAAAGAGAAGAAGAAGCAGCAGAAACUAGAAAAGAAGAGUAAAAAGGAAAAAGAACUAGAGAAUCAAAGAAAAAGAAGAAAAAUUGAUCAUAGUAACUCACAAUUAUAUGAUAAUGCGCCUAGUUACAAUAAAAAGGGCAAUGUUAUUAUCAAGCCAAAGAGAUCAGGAAAAAUUUCUGCCCCAACUGCUCCAUUAAAAAACCUGGCCAGCUACCAAAGGCCUGUGCCAACAUUCAAUUCGCGCGGGAAUAUUUAUAAUCAAGGGUAUAAUAAUAGAAACGAUUUUAAACCACAGGGAAGAUCGGGAUAUUUGCCACCAAAGAGACUGAACGAUUACGAUCAACAGAGGUAUUCUGGAGGCAGAACAUCAUUUAAUAUUCAACCUUCGAGAUCAGGAACAUUGGGAAAGGACAACAAUAAGAGUAAUAACAAUAAUAGAAAAAGAACAGGAGGAAACAAUAACAGAAAGAAUUAUUAUAGAGGGAACAUAAAUUACUGA
Molecule: messenger RNA, 1251 nt
Organism: Saccharomycopsis crataegensis
Lineage: Eukaryota; Fungi; Ascomycota; Saccharomycetes; Ascoideales; Saccharomycopsidaceae
Product: zinc finger CCHC domain-containing protein
Exons: 1
Coding region: 1-1251 (416 amino acids)
Biological process (GO): TRAMP-dependent tRNA surveillance pathway; nuclear polyadenylation-dependent rRNA catabolic process; nuclear mRNA surveillance of mRNA 3'-end processing
Cellular component (GO): TRAMP complex
Molecular function (GO): zinc ion binding; RNA binding
Source: RefSeq, a predicted model, not a curated record